GCGAGCUUUGGAUUUCGAUUUUGGAUGGUUUUGAAAUCCGGAGAUUUUCUCUCUCUCUCUCUCUCUCUCUCUCUCUCUCUCUCUUUUUUCUUCCUGAAGGUGACAAUUGACAGGAAUUCUGAAUUGGGUUGUCUUAGUUGCUUGAUUUUGGGGAGGGAGGGGGUGUCAGCUAUGGGAUUUUCACUGGUGUGUUCAAAGGGGCCACCAAGGAAACGGAAAGUGGGGUUGAGAGUUAAACAAGCUGUGCGGGGAUCCUAUAGAGUUAUGGGGACUACUGCUUUGAGGCAGUUACUCUUCAGUCUGUGCAGCAAUUCACCUUGGAAAUAUGCGGUACUUUGGAAGCUUAGGCAUCAGUGCCCGUUGAUUUUGACAUGGGAAGAUGGGUAUUGUGUUUAUCCUGGACCAAGAGAACCCACAGAAAGCAUGUCAUAUGGCAUCUAUUCUAGUCAUACUGGUGAUAUAAUCUCUUCAUAUUGUGAAUCGAGCAUCCAUGACAGUGGUCUUGGAGGAUAUCCCAUUGGAUUACCUGUGGCUAAUAUGUCACAUCUCCACUAUGCAUGGGGUGAAGGGGUUAUGGGCAAAGUAGCACAUACAGCAAAGCAUUGCUGGUUUUCUUUUGAAGAUAGUUUAAUGGGCAAAGCUUAUCCUGGGUUAUUUGCUGAGUGUCCUGAUGAAUGGCUGCUUCAGUUCAUGUCAGGAAUUAAGACAAUUGUGCUUAUACCUGUGCUUCCACAUGUAGUUCUGCAGCUUGGUUCCUUGGAGAUGGUUCCUGAAGAUCUAGCAGUCAUUUCUAAUGUCAAAGAAAGAUUUACCCGUAACACUGUGGGAGGAAAUUCCAUUUCUUUAUCCUUCAACAGGAAUGCUCAGGCCCAAUUACCAACGUCAUUAAUGUGUAGCCUUGUGGAAAAGUUGGAUGAAUCAUCAACUAUAUCCAUUGAUCCACUUAUAUCUGAGGUUUCCAGGACUGUUGACAGCAUCAAACUGGAAAUUGUUUCACCGCUAACUUCAGAUUGGGUUGUGCCUAUGCCAGAUUUUCAGAAUCUACCUCUGAUGACUGAAAAAAAUCAGCAUCAGGCUGAGAUUCUUAAAAGUGCUAGGGAAGCUAAGUUGGGCACCUCACCUGUUAGCCCUACUGAAGUAUCCUCACCACUGAGCAAACUGUUUGGUCUGUCAAGUCUGGAAGAAGAUUUAUUGACAUAUCUUGCAUGUAACAAUUACAGUCUUGACGAGUGUGGAGAGAUUCUCACUGGAAUUAUGAACCCUAACCACUCUAAAGAUUUUGUGGAAGAACCUUUUGGGGUAAAAAAUAUUAACGAUUCGAAUCAUGAAGCUUUGAGCAGCUUCUUCAGCUUUCCCAAACACUCUGAGUUACACAAAGCAUUUGGUCCAGCUUUUCAAGGACAGAGCAAUGACUAUUUAUUUGACUCAUCUAUACCGCGUGAAGAUGUACACAUGAAUGCAAUACAAAAAGAACUUCUUGGUGGAUUUGAACCCUCAUCAUCCAUUAAAGGAGGUGAUGGAGAAUACCUGCUACAAGCCAUGAUUGCUAACAUACAUGGUGGUUCAGAUGACAAUUCUUCUUAUGAAUCCAGUGGAGUCAAGUCAACCAUAACAUCAACAGGGCAUAAAGCCAUAACUCCUCGAUCUCCAAGUUCAAGGGCCGAUACACUUCUCCCUGAUCAAGUUUUUUCUACAUUUGCUUCUGAGGCCAAAAAUGAUUUUAAUGCUGCAACUUCACCUUCUUUGAAUAGCACGGUGAGCACAUUAAUUGACGGAGAGCAGCUUGGAAAAGGAUACCAUCAUAUGCAACCCAGAAAAGACACAAAACCACCUAACGUCAGCAAAAGAAGGGCCAGACCUGGAGAUAGCCAGAGGCCAAGACCCAGGGACAGACAGCUGAUCCAGGAUCGGGUUAAGGAACUACGCAAACUUGUGCCAAAUGGUGCAAAGUGUAGCAUUGAUGGUCUCUUGGAUCAAACCAUAAAACAUAUGCUGCACUUACAAAGCAUGACUAACCAGGCUGAGAAAUGGAGACAAUGGGUCCAUUGGGAGGUGGCUGGGCGCAAGAAAUUGAGAUCAUUUGAGACGAAGGAUGUUUACCAGAAAGGAAAAAGUUGGGCUUUGGAGAUUGGAGGUGAACCGCAAGUAUGCCCCAUUGUCGUGGAAGAUCUUCCAUACCCAGGCCACUUGCUCAUUGAAAUGCUAUGCAAUGAGCAAGGAAUGUUCUUGGAAAUUGCCCAGGUGAUUCGAAGUUUCAAUUUGACAAUCCUGAAAGGUGUGAUGGAAAGCUACGAGAACAAUACAUGGGCUCAUUUUAUUGUUGAGGCAUCCAGGGGUUUCCACAGAUUGGAUAUUUUCUGGCCUCUGAUGCAGCUUUUGCUGCAUCGAAGAAUUCCAAUUUCGAGCAGGAUUUGAUGUCCUGUGAGACGAGAUGGAUUAUCCU
Messenger RNA from Rubroshorea leprosula, 2443 nucleotides. Lineage: Eukaryota; Viridiplantae; Streptophyta; Magnoliopsida; Malvales; Dipterocarpaceae. The record is from the annotation of a GenBank genome assembly.